Molecule: messenger RNA, 3503 nt
Organism: Magallana angulata
Lineage: Eukaryota; Metazoa; Mollusca; Bivalvia; Ostreida; Ostreidae
Product: kelch domain-containing protein 4-like
Exons: 12
Coding region: 69-1919 (616 amino acids)
Molecular function (GO): protein binding
Source: RefSeq, a predicted model, not a curated record
AAGCAUUGAACAAACCUGGACUUAACGUUGCACAUGUUGCAUAUUGGAUUUGUAAAUCCAGUCGCAUCAUGGGAAAGAAGAAAGCUGAUAAAAAGGGUAAAGGGAAGGAAAAGACAGCUUUAAAAACAGAGAAGAAGGCAGAGAGAAAGGCUAAAAAGGAGUUGGCAAAGAAAGGAGAGGAUGACAUCGAAACAUUGAUUGCACAAUUCCAUGCAAAAGACCAAGAAAAGACAAAAUAUGUUGAGGAAAAGUGUGACCCACCUUCAGAAAGAUCAAACAUGACCUUGACCCCUCAUCCAGACAAAGAGGAACUGAUUAUGUUUGGUGGGGAGUUUCUGACAGGAAGCAAGAUGUACAUGUACAAUGAUCUGUUUUUCUACAAUAUCAAGAAGAAUGAGUGGACCAAAGUAACUGCACCCAAUGCCCCUCCUCCUAGGAGCUCUCACCAGGCAGUGGCUCUGAGACAACAUGGGGGACAGCUGUGGAUAUUUGGGGGAGAGUUUGCCAGCCCCACACAGUCUCAGUUCUAUCACUACAAGGAGCUCUGGGUCUACCACAUCAAGAACAAAUACUGGGAGAGAAUCAAUUCUCCAGGUGGUCCCUCCAGCAGAAGCGGUCACAGGAUGGUCCAGUGUAAGAAACUCCUCAUCGUGUUUGGUGGUUUCCAUGACAACACCCGAGAUUACAAGUACUUCAAUGACAUCUAUGCCUUCAAUGUGGAGAACUACACCUGGACCAAGUUAGACGUUAGUGGAACCCCCCCUGCUCCGCGGUCGGGGUGUAUCAUGGCCGCCAUGCCGGACAGUUACAGGGUGACGGUGUAUGGGGGAUACAGCAAGGAGAAGGUCAAGAGGGACGUAGACAAGGGCACCACUCACGUCGACAUGACAACACUGAUGCCUGAAGGAAAGGUCAAAGACGACACCAUCCCUGCUAAGUGGAAAUGGGUCAACGCCAAGCAGUCCGGGGCUCGGCCCUCUCCCAGAUGUGGAUUGUCCUGUGCAGUAGCUCCUGGCAACAGGGCAUUCUGUUUUGGUGGUGUGUUUGAUGAGGAAGAAGAUGAAGAACAGUUAGAGGGAAAAUUUUUCUGUGAACUUUAUCUAUUAGAUAUGGAGAAAAACAGAUGGUAUUUGGUGAAUUUAAGAGGCAAGCGAGAAUCAACUGAAAAGAAGAAAAGAAGGCGGAAAAAGGAAGAUGGAGCAGAAAAUGAGGAUGGGAUGGAAGAGGAAAUGGAGGAUUUUGAAGAUGAAGAAGAAGAUGGAGGAGGAGAUGAGGCCAUGGAAGUUACCACAGAGAAAGUAGGAAACAUGAACAUUGAAGGAGCAGAAGACACAGAAAUGUCAGAGGGAGCCACCAAUACCUUGUUCGAUGAUGGUGUGUUCCAGGUCAAAAUAGGACCAGCUCUUGGAUCAACCUCUGGAGAAGGAACGGGGGAGGGAGGUCAGGCAGUGCAGGUGUUCCAGCCCCAUGCCAGGAUGGGCACUCUGAUGGCUGUCAAGAACGGAGUGCUCUUCCUAUAUGGUGGAAUGUUUGAGAGGGGAGAUAAACAAUUCACAUUCAAAGACUUUUACUCAUUAGAUCUAAACAAAAUGGAGGAAUGGAAUGUUCUGAUAGAAAAUGAUGAGUCAAAACUGGUAUGGGAUGACUCUGGUUCUUCGGAUGAAGAAAUGGAAGCGUGCGGUGGAGAAGAUGAGGAAGAGGAAUCAUCGGAUGAUGAUGAUGAUAUUGACGACAUCCUGGAAGGUUGUGAAGUGCCAAAUAAGAAUGAUGAAGAAACUAUGGAGGAGUAUUUCGAAAGGACAAAAGACUUUUGGAUUGAACAAUCCAAAAAAUACUUCGAAAAUGAGGAAAUGCGAGUUACAACCAGAACUGUUACUAAGUUUGCUAAGGAAAUGUGUGCAGAAUAUGUCAAGAGGUGAACAGAAUUCUGGGAAUAUGGGGGAAACUUUUGGUGCAAUAAAGUACUCUGUUAGCUCUGAGUCCGUUUGUAGACGUAAAUUUAGCUUGAUGCUGUAUGUCAUGCUGUACGUUAUACAUUAUAAAAGAAUAUGGCUGCAAAUGUGGGUUGUUUUUUCCUUGAUUUUUUUAUAAAUGCAAAAUGACACAAGGAAGGCUUGAUUGAUUCUUUCAUUGUUUAUACAAAAGUAUGAAAGUUAUACAGAAUGUGCAUAAGCAAACACAUACAUCCAAAUCAGUUAUUAUUUACAAAUAAAUGUAUUUCAAACAGUAUGUACGUGUAUCAAAUUAAUGUUGCAUGAUUAACAAUAAAUUCAACUGAUUUUAAUAAACUAUUACAAAGCAUAUACUAGUAUAAACAAUAUUCAAUAAAUUUUCACAACAAAAAAAACAUUUACAAUUACAUGUUAUAUUAAAACAAAACAUCUCUUUGUUUGGCAUAAUGACACAGACAUCAAAAUUAGAAACAUGAGGUUCUUAAUUUGCUCUCUGGGAAAUCUUAUUUAUUCUAGUUGGAACCCAGUGGGUAUUACUGUAUGAAUUUUAUUUUUGAAAUGAAUAUAUAAGGCAAACAUUUGUUUGAUUUAAAAAAAAAAUCCAAUGUUGAAUAUCUACCGUAAUUAAAGACAUUUAAAUGCUCUUGUACACCAUUUCUAGCCACUGUUGUAUAUGAUGAGUGUAACUAUACAAAUAGAGAAACUUGUAAAGUAGGCCCAUUCAAAAGCUGUAAAUUGUCCAUUAAUAUGAAAAAUGUAAUGGGCAUGCACAAGAGCAUUUCACACACUGAAAUACAUGUAUCCUUUGAUGUAAAAAAUGUUGAAUAAUAUUCGUAUUAUAUUAUUUUAAAAGAUGUACAAUUGACAUAAAAGGGAGACUAAGGGGACAGACCAUUUGAAUCUAUGAAAGGGGACACAACCUCUGCAUACCAACAAUUUAUGGGACAUGUAUUCCUUGAUUCCCUACUGAAUUCUAUACAGAUAUCAUUACAAUUCAUAUUUUCUCAUCAAUUUCACAUAUACACAGAAAUAUGGUACCCGGUAUAUAUUCCACAGGUAGAUCAAAGAUUAAUAUCCAAAUUGCAUGUACAUGUAGAUACACAAUUUGACAACAAUGCCACUCCCUAUUAAAAUACAGGUAUUUUAUUGGGGUGAAAGUAAGAGAAGGAAACUUGAGUAAAUGAAUUUUAGAAAAUAUUAUCAAACUGUAUUGAAGAUUUGUUAUUGCACAUAUUUUUCAGACCCACAUAACAAGUACAUUUGUACUGGUAAUGAAGUUGGUUGAACAUGCAAAGAUAUUACUUUAAAAAAAAAAAAAGAUUUAUAAAAUGAGAUUGUCUAUGAUUACACAGGGAGUAUUUGUCAUCAGGUAUAAUGUAAUAAAAAGAUGUUAAAAAUCCCUGAAUUAAAAGUAUUGGUUGCAUAUACAUGUAAGACCUGUCAAGAAUGUACAGUAAAAUAUUCCACAAUGCAUUUAGUUAGGCAAUAUAAACAUAGAAAAAAUACAUCUUGCAUAAAGCUUUUGAUGUGCAAUAAAAGUUUGUUAAUAGA